Messenger RNA from Fimicolochytrium jonesii, 1398 nucleotides. RefSeq lists its product as uncharacterized. The record is from RefSeq and is a predicted model, not a curated record. The transcript has a single exon. Lineage: Eukaryota; Fungi; Chytridiomycota; Chytridiomycetes; Spizellomycetales; Powellomycetaceae. The coding region runs from base 449 to 1168 and encodes 239 amino acids.
CGGGCCCAAAUGACACCCCGACGGGCCCUCUAUGGUCCAUAAGUUCAAAUUGCUCCGAGGGGAUUAUACAACACAGUUACCAUUCGCCAAGCAACCUUAAACCCUUCUGAUGAUCGGACAGCGGCCGAGAACUGUCAACUGGGAAGGACCCGAGUCAGUUAGUGAGAGUUGCGUAUUUCCCGUGCCGUGGCCCGCCGAGAGCCCUCCUGGCCCGGCUCUGCCACAGUCUCACAUAGAACGCUCAACAUCCAGGCGACGAGUAUAAAACAGCAGCCUCGACUGUCGUCCCCUUCAAUUCUCGCUUUCGCACUUCCUCCGAAUCCGUCAAUAACUGCACCACUACGCUCCGCUUCCUCGAGACUUCAGGUCAAUCUUGCACCGCUGCACGCUCCACGCUGUUCAUCAACGCAUAUUAUCAAGUCGUCAAACCACUUCGAAACGAUUCAUCAUGUUCAGCGAAAUCUCUCGAGCCAACAUCCUGGCGGCGGCGGUCUUGGCGUCCACGCUCGGCUCUUCGCUUGGCGCCGACGUUCUCAACGUAGGCACAUACACACUGGUUGGCGGCUUCAACGGCGCCGCAACCGUCCCCAGUUGCGAUAACGCUUGUCUCAAGGAAAUCGGUGUCGCUGGCAAGGAUUCCAAGUACAACAUCCAAGGCACCAACAGCAACUGUGAAUGCAAGGCGAUUACCGUGACGGUCGCAGCAAACGGCGCGAUCUCAGCCAGUUCCGGUCCUAUCAGCAAGGACGGUGGUUCUUGGGGCGUCUCCGGCCAGUUCUCAGCCGGCAGUAAAAGCACCCCCUCGGUGGUCGCUAGCGUGUCUUCUAGCACCUCCAAAGCCCCCAACAAUUCUGCGGGCACUACCGCGACCAGCAACGUGACCGUCUCCGCAAGUGCGACCUCCAGCUCUACGUCAAGCUCAACUACGGGCAGCCCGGCAGCCGGCGCGGGCGGGCGCCGUGACUUGUUCGCUCGCGCAGACCAACCCGUUUACGACACGAUCGUCCUGCAGCUCACCGACUCGGCCAACAAAGUCUCCAACGCAACGUACGUGAAGACCAGCGUGAGCACCACGAUUGCAGCUCCGACUUCUUCGGCACGCAGCCUGGCUGUUUCCUUCGCGCUCCUAUCGGCUGGUAUCGUCGCGGGUCUGGUUGGAAUAUUUUGAGCAUGCAUCGAUCGUUUUCUGAAUUGUCAUGGUUUCAUUCGGUCUGUCCCCAUCAUUUACACUGCCUGGGUCCUUACAAGCUAUAUUUGUUCACCCUUCCACCCUUGUAUCCAAUUGGAAUGCUUUGACUUAUCCCCUAUAACCCCUCCCCUAUAAUUGUUACGUUGUAUUCGAGGUCCGUAUGCGCCGUUGGGUCUUUGUAAAACUUUAAUCCAAAACGUUCAAACCUA